This is a messenger RNA of Caenorhabditis briggsae, 1104 nucleotides long. It is a transcript of the gene Cbr-ttx-1, whose product is annotated as Protein CBR-TTX-1. Gene Ontology annotation, biological process: regulation of transcription by RNA polymerase II. The transcript is spliced from 7 exons. The coding region runs from base 1 to 1104 and encodes 367 amino acids. The record is from RefSeq and is a predicted model, not a curated record. Gene Ontology annotation, molecular function: DNA-binding transcription factor activity, RNA polymerase II-specific; RNA polymerase II cis-regulatory region sequence-specific DNA binding. Gene Ontology annotation, cellular component: nucleus. Lineage: Eukaryota; Metazoa; Nematoda; Chromadorea; Rhabditida; Rhabditidae.
AUGUCCCUGACGACGUCUUCUACCAACCAGGAUUCCAUCGUCUCCAAUAUCGGUUUGAUCCAUCCCCAGAAUCUCAGUGGAACUGCUGGCACCGGAUCCGCAACAGGAGCAGUCAUGAACAGUCAGAAUUUUGCAACACCAGAUGAUGUCGACACAAAGCCAUUAUCCUCAAUGAGCCUCGACGACUCAUCUGCAGUGUCUUCUGGAGCAUCGUUGGCAUCGUCCGCCUAUUCAACACCCACCGCCGUCGAUUCUGCCUCAUCAUUGUACUUUCAGUUAUCGCCAGCCAUGCCCUAUCUCCCCAACGUGAGCACAGCAACAGCUGCCGCAGCCAAUAUGAGUGCCUAUUUCAACCGAUCCGCCUAUCCGACUAGCCAUUUGGGUCUUCCAGCACAAGUCGGUCAUAGCUAUCUUCCGUCGAGCAUGCAAUUCAUCGGAGGAUCCCUUUCCGAUUGUCCAUCGGCCACUUCAAUGGGAUCCAUGUCAUGGAAUGCGAAUCAACCGAGUUUCUCCAGAAAGCAACGACGAGAGCGGACCACGUUCACCAGGAAUCAGCUGGAAAUUCUGGAGAGCUAUUUUGUGAAAACUCGCUAUCCGGACAUUUUUAUGCGGGAAGAUAUGGCCCAUAAAAUUCAACUACCUGAGAGUCGAGUACAAGUUUGGUUCAAGAAUCGGAGAGCAAAGGCGCGCCAGCAGAAGAAGACCAUGCAGCCGGGAAGUGGAGGAAGUGCUUGUAAUAGCUUCUCUUCAAACAACUCGUCUGGUGGUGGGUCUGGUGGCUCAACUGGGAGCGAGGUCCAACCAGCGUCUCCAGCGACCACGGACAACGAGCUGAAAUUCUCAGACACUAUAAAAGAGGAAUGUGAUGAGCAAUCGAAUAGUCCAUCUGUAGAGGACCAGAAAAAUGGGACAUACUCGAUUGACCCGAUAUCCACAACCACUGGAGCAACAACUUAUAAUGGUGCCACUAGUUUUCGGCCACAAGCCCAAUAUCCAUAUGGUGCCUACUCAACGGACUAUUUUCAAUACGCCCAGGCUAACACUAAUGCCGCUAGUGCCUAUGCUAUCGAUGGAAAGGGCAUGUGGAAUUUUCAGACAAGCUGA